Molecule: messenger RNA, 2326 nt
Organism: Glycine soja
Lineage: Eukaryota; Viridiplantae; Streptophyta; Magnoliopsida; Fabales; Fabaceae
Product: molybdate-anion transporter-like
Exons: 12
Coding region: 261-1610 (449 amino acids)
Biological process (GO): molybdate ion transport
Cellular component (GO): membrane
Molecular function (GO): molybdate ion transmembrane transporter activity
Source: RefSeq, a predicted model, not a curated record
UCAUUCCUCCUGUUUUUAGCUCCAUCAGCAGUAUAUAGGAGCCACGGGGAGGGACUAAUGGACUACAUAACACAUUAACAGUAUGAGUAUAGAAUAACCGAACCAUCUCUCGUGAUCAAAUCCAUCCCCUCCCUCAGUCUCACUCUCCGUCUCUUCCCGUGCUCGAACCACGAUCUAGGGUUUACUUCAGAUUCCAACGGAACGUAAAUUUUCUGGCAUUCUCUUUUCGUGCUUCUUCAAACCGAAAUUAUAAAAAGCUGAUGGGAGUAGUCGUUGAGAGCUCCGUUUGGGAGCCAAAUCCAUCCACAUACAUCUUCAUCUUCGUUUGUUGCUGCUUCUCGAUCUUCCUUUUCCCUCACGUCUCUAACCUCAACAGAACCUCCACAAUCUUCGACCAUGGAACCUCUCACCCGUUCCUCCGUUUCCAGCGGAACUUCCUCCUCCUCUAUUCUCUCGCAUCAGUAAUGGAAGGUCUCUGGUCGGUGUUCGGGGAGUAUGAAUUAGCUUCUUAUGGAAUCGGAAGGGAAAAUAUGGUUAAGUCUCUCUGUUACGGAUAUACGACAGCUCUCUUUGCUGCUCCUUUCCUUGGCGUGCUUUCGGAUUUGAUAGGUCACAAGAAAGUUAGUUUAAUCUUUUGCAUCCUACACUUCAUUGUUGGUGUGUGGAAGAAGAUUUCAGAGCCACCAAGCAUGUUCAUGACUAGCAUAUGUCUCUCUCUCACCAAUACAAUAUUUUCAUUCAGUUUUGAGACCUGGAUGGUCACUCAACAUGAAAAGCAAGGGCACAGGCUUGAUUCACUUAAUGACGCAUAUUGGUUAAUGACUUUCUUUGAGUCUGCAUGUUUUAUUGCCAGCCAAAUGUUUGCAAAUUGGCUGAUCGGUAAUAAUACAGAAAAAAACACUGCUCCUUCGUCUGCAGCUAUCUUCUUUGCUGCCAUAUGCUUCACUUUUAUCACCAGAGGAUGGACAGAAAAUCCAGGAUCAGCAUCUCUUAAGGAGUAUAGUCACGCAUUCUAUGCAUACAUUUUAGGUGAUAAAAGGAUAUGGCUGUUGGCGUGGGCACAAACUUGCCUUCACUUCUCUAUUGGAAUAUUUUGGAUCCUUUGGGCACCUACAGUGGUGGCCGAUGGCCGAGAAGUGCAGCUGGGAUUGAUAUAUCCGUGCUUUCUGGGCUCAAGAAUGCUAGGAAGCACUGCAUUUCCGUGUCUCACUAGUGGGCCAUCAUCGCUUAGAACUGAGGACUGCCUUGUUAUUGCAUACAUUAUACUGGCUCUUCUCCUUUCUAUUGUGGCUUAUGACUAUCAGGAAAUUGGGGUUCUGGUGACACUAUUUUGCUUGUUUCAUGCUUGUGUUGGAUUUGUUUUGCCAUCACUUGCUAGAUUGAGGACCAUGUAUGUUCCUAAUGAAUUGCGUGGAGGGAUGAUGGGCUUCUCUCUUGCCCCUGCAAAUGCAGCUAUUCUGCUUUCUGUGGUGCAGGGUGGCUAUUAUCGGAAUGUAGGAAAUGCAGCAUUAAUGGCAUUUGGCGUGUGUGGUUUAUUGCUAGCAGCUGGUUGCAUGCAUGCCCUGAAGCAAUGGGGGAAGCAACCAUAUAACAACUGGCAUAAACAGUGAAUGUAUGCCCCUUUGGCAGGCUUUGGUAGUGGUGGAUGACCUUCUCUUUUAUUGAAUGCAUUGAGGAGUAAAGAGAUGAAUAACUUAGAUGAUGCGAAUUCAGCUUGCAUACUUUCCUGCUUGGGUUUGCUUAUAUGGAGGAUAUAUUCAAUUGCACAAGCUUUGGAAGCUGCUUUCAGAAUCUGUAUCGGGUGACAUAUGUCAGUUUCUCCAGAAGAGCAUCUAAUGAUCAAAAGGGGCUCCUUAAGGAAAUGUGGCUGUUGCUAGGUACCUUCGACAAUAUUGCUUGUGCACCCAACAAUUUAAGUGAAGUGGUAAAAAUACCCUUCACUUAAAUUUUAAAAACCCUCUCCCUCACGCAUUCCGUACAUACUUUCGUCGCAAUGCAGCUUCUUCCUCCUCCAUCUUUGUGUUAUCGUUGCCGCACCGCCAUCAUUAUCAGCCUCCAUUGGUUCCAUUCAGGCCGUCUAUAUCACCGUUGUGCUUUUUCACAGUUAAGGCAACAGGAACAGAUUGCAAUUUGCGUGCAAGGGAGCAGCGGCCACGUUGUUCCAGCAACAUUUCACUUGGCGUUAGGCAUGGCACCCACGCGGAGCCCCGAACCUUACCUGUUCCCCGUCCCCAUCUCCAUCCCCGCUUUCUGUGCUGAGAGUAUUUUUUGCUCCAUUCUCAUUCUUGCUUCCCGCGAGUCGGAAAUCCCAUUUUACAUUAAAAAA